This is a messenger RNA of Xenopus laevis (African clawed frog), 3480 nucleotides long. It is a transcript of the gene cdh19.S, whose product is annotated as cadherin 19, type 2 S homeolog. Bases 397 to 2760 code for a protein of 787 amino acids. The transcript is spliced from 12 exons. The record is from RefSeq and is a predicted model, not a curated record. Gene Ontology annotation, molecular function: beta-catenin binding; cadherin binding; calcium ion binding. Lineage: Eukaryota; Metazoa; Chordata; Amphibia; Anura; Pipidae. Gene Ontology annotation, cellular component: adherens junction; catenin complex; membrane. Gene Ontology annotation, biological process: cell migration; cell adhesion; cell morphogenesis.
GAUUUCUGCUGAAAAUGUGACUUCCACAGCAUGCAUAUUAUACUAAUGAAGACUUUCCUCUCCUUAUACUUUGCUGGAGCUUGGUGCAUUUUAAUCUAGUGGGCUGAAUGAAAGGCCUCAAUGAAGCCUUAUUAUAUUAUGCACAAAUGAUCCUGUGUUCAGUGUUUACCACCCAAUGUACCCAAAAUAGCAUGCAGCAGAAUACUAUGAGUUUUGUAAAACUGAAUGCAUUAUGCUGUGUUCCUUUAAAGAAAUCACAGUGUGUCAAGCUUUCCCAGGGAUUUUAUUCUCUCUGAACUAAAAGGAUAUGUUUUCUUCAGAUAUUUCAAACUUACGCAUUUAAGGGGAUCUCAGAGACUAGAAAGACCUCACCGCCACAAACGAAAGCAUUACUGAAUGUGGAUAUCCUAUUCCAAAAUGAGGAGGAUUUCUACCUUGAUGUUACUUAUAGGAGAAAUUUCCUUUAUGUCGUUGCAUGUGUUCUGUAAAGAUGUCAUCAACUGUACUUUUCAAAAGGACCAACGUUCAGAGUAUCGGAGAGCUAAAAGAAGUUGGUUAUGGAAUCCAUUUUAUGUUUUGGAGGAGCAGGACAUUACUGAACCCUUAUAUAUUGGUCAGCUUAAAUCUGAUUUGGACAAGGAAGAUGGAUCCUUUAAGUAUAUUUUAUUAGGAGAUGGAGCAAAAACUAUUUUCACAAUAGAUGAAAGAACAGGAGAAAUUUAUCUUCUGAAAAAACUUGACCGAGAAGAAAAAUCAUCAUAUACUCUAAGAGCUCAGGCUAUAAACACUGUGACUGGCAUUCCUGUUGAAGCAGAAUCUGAGUUUAUUGUCAAAAUUCAGGAUAUUAAUGACAAUGCACCAAAGUUUAUCAAUGAACCUUAUUUUGCUACUGUUCCUGAAAUGUCUCCUGAGGGGACAUUUGUCACACAUGUGACAGCUACAGACAUGGAUGAUCCAAAUUAUGGAAACAGCGCCAGACUGAUAUACAGCAUUCUACAGGGUCAGCCACAUUUUUCCAUAGAACCAAAAUCAGGGAUUAUUCGAGUGGUUUCCCAAAUGGAUAGAGAAGCUAAAGACCAAUACUUUGUUGUGAUCCAAGCAAAAGAUAUGGCUGGAAGUGUGGGUGGAUUGUCAACAACAACAACUGUAACAGUUAGCUUGUCUGAUGUCAAUGACAAUGCACCAAAGUUUCAGCAAAAAAUAUACGAUAUGUCAAUUUUAGAAACAUCUUUAGUUGGAGAAAUUGUUGGUGCAGUUAUGGCUGAUGAUCGUGACAUAGGAAAGAAUGCAGAAAUGAUAUAUAAGAUUGAAGAAAAGGGAGACUUCAGCAUGUUCGAUAUAAUAACUGACAACUUAACCCAAGAAGGUAUCAUCAAAUUAAGGAAGGUUCUCGAUUAUGAAAGUAAAAAGAGAUACAGCAUACGUGUGAAAGCUAUAAAUAAACAUAUUGAUGAAAGGUUUCUGAAACAUGGCUUAUUUGAAGAUACUACAACAGUAAAGAUCCAUGUUGAAGAUAUUGAUGAACCUCCAGUUUUUGUUCUCAAGGAAUAUUUUAUGGAAAUUCUUGAAAAUGCUUCUGCUGGUUCAUAUAUUGGAUCUGUGACUGCAAAAGACCCUGAUAACAGCAACACUCCAGUCAGGUAUGGCCUUCAUAAAAUCAAGCAUUUCAGAUUCUUUGACAUCGAUUUGCAUCUUGGAGCAAUCACCACAACUAAACCUUUGGACAGAGAAGAGGCACUUUGGUAUAAUAUAACAGUUACCGCAACAGAGGCAACAAAUCCAGCUCAUGUAGCUGAAGUUCCAGUUUAUAUCCGCAUUAUCGAUGUUAAUGACAAUGCUCCACAGUUGUCAGAAGAAUACCACAUUUAUGUCUGUGAACAGUCCAAACCAGGAGAGCCAAUACAGACAAUAAGUGCAGCGGACAGAGAUGAGGCAACAGUUGGACAACGUUUUUCUUUUGCUUUGGUACCUGAAGCAGCAAAUAAUACAAACUUUACUAUCAGAGACAACAAAGAUAACACAGCUACCAUUUCUACAUUAAGAGAUGGAUUUAAUCUGCAUGAAAACUCACAUUUUUACUUGCCAAUUGUAAUAAAUGACAAUGGGAUCCCACCUCUUAGCAGCACAAACACUCUGACAAUUUAUGUUUGUGAUUGUGGCAUGGAUGGCAAUACAGAAGUUUGUAAAGACAACGGAAUGUUCUUGUAUCUAGGACUGAACUUUGGUGCUUUAAUUGCAAUAGGAGUGUGUUCAUUUUUAAUUUUAGUGCUGGGCAUCAUUCUAUUUGUGAAAUUGAAGAAGAAGCAUACUAUGCUUUCAGAAAAAGGAGAAGAUUUUAGAGAAAAUAUUGUCAAGUAUGAUGAUGAGGGAGGUGGAGAAGAAGACACUGAAGCAUUUGACAUAGGACACCUUACAAACCAAGCCAUACUGAGAAAGCAUAAACCUGGGAACAGAAAAUUCAGAACAGAUAUCCAAAGUUUUUAUAGGAUGUCCUUAAAACUCGGACCAGAUAUUGCUGUAUUUAAAGAAUUCCUCAUGGAAAAAUUAGAGGAAGCUAAUGCAGACACUGAUAGUCUUCAACUUGACUCUCUAAAGUGCUAUGCAUUUGAAGGCACUGGCUCUUUAGCUGGAUCACUGAGUUCUAUAGAAUCAACAUCCUCAGAUAUUGAUCCAAACAUUCAGAAUAUCUGUGACUGGGGACUGCAGAUUCAAAGCUUUCCUGAUACCCACAGGGAAGGUUAUGUUCUUAACCAAAUAUAAAGUACAUAUUUUCUUAGAUAUUUGUAACAUCUGCUUUUUUUCAUGGAAUCUUGUGAAACAUAUCUUCUAAGAUAAACAUUUUUCCAUGAAUUAUGAUCAUGAUAUUCAAUAAAAUCAGCUUCUGUACAAAGCAAACAUUGUACCAAAGAAUUGAGAUGAAUCUUGUAUACAGUAAAAAAAAAGGAAAGGGAGAUACACUGGUGACAUUGUUCAGCAAUUUUGUAUUAAUAAAUUAUCAAAUAGCUUUAUCAAUAAUUAGAAAUGUGUGUAAAUAAAAAUACUUUGGUGUUUGAUGAAAAGCAGAAAAAAAUAUUAUACUAGUGAAAUAAAAAUGUAAUGAUAAUUAUUAUUUUCCUGUCCAAAUUAGCAAUAUACCUGAAACAGGAAUCAUCAACAUAUGAAAUAUACAUUUGCCAAUGUGAUCUUAAAUACCUAAAGGUGAACAUAUUCCUUAUUUUCAUUAUAGCUUGUAUAUGUUGUAAAGUAGCGUUUGCACUUAUUUCCGAUUUUAGCAUAUUUUCAAGGAAACCAAAUGCAAUAUAGUUAGAAAGGUGAAAAUAUACAUAAAGGCCCAUAAAAGCCUGAUUGUGGCAGUGAAGAGCAACUAUUCAUUGUACAUGGGUAAUUGGUUGAUCGCUGAACUUGUUAUAAAGGAAAACUCUUAAUAGUAGUGAAUGCUUAAUCAUUAUACACCUGAAAUAUAUUUGUUUUCAUGUUUUA